AUGUCGAGCUCCACGACCUCGCUCCCCUCGGCGUCGACGGCAACCUCCAUGUCGCGCGCUUCCUCCUCGAGCGGCCAGUCCGACCUGUCCUCGUCCGCCAUGACGCCGUCGCGCUCGUGGCAGCGCUCGGCUCCUCCCUCGACCUUCGUCAACGGCCGAGGGAACGUGCAGCACGCCGCUCCCGCGUCGCACUACGUCCCGCACGACGGCGGCAGCACGUCGGCGCAGGGCACGCCGAUGCUCGGCGCACCCGUACAGCAGCAGGGCCAGCAGGCCUACGUGCGCCGUGACCUGUCGCCUGUGCCGUCCAUACCGCGAUGCGGCAGUGCGGGCUCGGCGCUGCCGCUGGACGGGGCCGCGGGCGAGACGGCCGCCGUGUUCCUCCCGAACCAGUUCGGCGUGCGACAGCGCGUCGCGAUCAAGACGAGCUCUCGUCCACCGGCGCCGCGAUCGUCCCUCACGCCGCAGCGCCGCAGCUCGGCCAUGUCGACCUCGCUCAGCGCCGAAGGUCGAGCCGCGGGCGCCAACGGCGACUCGUCGCCGCACGCGAGGUCGCCCUCGCCGAGCUACUACCCUCCACCCGUCGCGUCGAGUCGAUCCGCCUCGCUCCAUCCGCCCUCGCCCCACGCCACGACCCCGACCCUCGGCUCGACCGCUCCCACGCGCGAGCGCUCGCCUUCCCCGUCGCCGAGCACCCGCUCCGGCUACACCUCCACCCUCGACCUUCCUCGCCCUCGCACCUCCGACCCGAACGGCAGCGUCUAUUCCCUCGCGCCGUCCCGGUCCCCCUCGCCGACCGUCCACCGGAGCAGCUUUGCCUCGAGCGGCGGCGGCGGCAGCGGGACCGUCACGCCCACGCCAUCGGCACCGUCGUCGACGCAGAAGACGAGCCUGCUCGACCGCCCUCGGCCCAAGACGCCCGACUCGGCCGCACUUUUCCGGUUCGGCGAGAACGGCGCCGUGCGGGCGACGGCCGGCCCCGACGAGUCGGUCCCGCCGGCGCCCGAGAAGGUGGAGGAGCGUCCCGCCAAGCGCAGCGUCCUCGACCGCCCUCGACCGCGCACGCCCGACUCGCAGGCGUGGCUCGACAGCGCCGCGACGUCCGCCUCGUCGAGGGCACCUUUCGCGUUCGGGGCGGGCCCGUCGAGCGCGCCGCUCCAUGGUCGGUUCGCCGCCGUGCAGCACCACCGCCCGAGCGGGUCGGGCACGACGACGAGCGGGUUCUCGUCGUCCAAGGGCGGGUCGUUCGACUCGAUCGGGCCUACGGCGCUCUCGGCUUCGACGCGGGCGUCGACGACGGCCACGUCCGCUCGGCCCUCCCUCGACUCGGGCCCGCCCGCCCCGCUCCUCGACUUCAACUUCGACUUUGGCUCGUCGUUCGGCACCACCGAGACGAUGUUCGGCCUGAGCGACCUCCUCAAGCUGGGCCCGAGCGUCGGCGUCGACCAAGCGUCCUCGGUUUCCGCCUCGAGGACGUCCGCAAGCGGCCAGGCGCCCGCCCGCACCGAGCCGGCGCCGUCGCCUGCACUCGCGCAGCCGACCGUGUCGGCGAGCGCGGCCGAGUCGGUCCCGCACACGCGCACGGCGUCGGCGGCGAGCAGCGGCGGCACGAGCGGGUUCCUGAGCCUUCCCGGCACGACGAGCGUCAACGGGCGCGCCACGCCUCGCAAGGAGCCGCCCAAGGUCGACCUCCAGCUCGAGCUCGAGCUCGAGAUCGAGCGCGCGCUGCCGCCGCACCGCCCGCUCGCCGCCGAGGUGCCGCCGCGCGCGUCGUCCAGCAGCAGCUUCGCCGGGACCGAGGGCGAGGUCGGGAGGAGGGCGCCGCGAGGGCACGCCUCGGUCAGCUCGAUCGAGAGCACGGCGGCGAGUGGGCGCAGUGCGAGCGUGAGCGGCGGGUCGGUGUUCUCGAUGGGCCUGAACGGCGGCGCGCCGGGCUCGAGCCCGCGGCCGAAGCGGCGCAGGAGGAAGAGCCUCGCGAGCCUACUUUCGUUCGGCUCGUUCAGCCAGAGCGGGCACGGCGGCGACGUGCCGUCCGGCGGCAGCAAGGCGCUCGAGGGCGACGGCCCACUGCUCGCCGGCAAGGUCCAGCUGGCGCCGCCCAUCCUUCCUCCCGUCGCGCCGACGGGCCAGCCGAUCGAGUUCUCGACGUCCUCCACCUCGCGCGACGCCUCGGGCGACGUCCCGACCGCGACCUCGACCAGCUCCUCGCCCGCUCCGCCUCAUCCUCCCUCGACCUCGUCCGCCCCUCACUUCGACCCUGCCUCGUCCUCCCUCUUCCCACCCUUCGGCGAGCUGUCGCUCGACAAGUCGCUCCCGCCUACCCCGGCCGGCGGCAACUCGUCCGCGCCUAGCGCGCAGGACUCGCCUCGGAUCCCGACCGGGCCGUCGCCGGCGCCGCCCGACUCGCCGACCAAGCGCUCGUUCGGCACGGCGGUCGACGCCGCCAACAAGGGCCUCACGCGGCAGCUGUCCAAGCUCCGCAACCGCGGCGCGUCCUCGUCGUCAUCGUCCGACGCGCGCACGAGGAACCCCAACUUCCAGCUCAUCUCGGCGACGACGACUCGGCGGCCGUCGCAGCAGCACGACCGCAAGCCCUCGAUCUCGUCGCUCCGCACGUCCGACACGCACGCCUCGCGCCGAUCCUCGCUCGACCACGGCAGCUACCACGCCGACGGCGCGCCAGCCUCGUCGGGCCGCACCCGCACCGAGACGUCGUCGUCCGCGCCCGUCGCCUCGUCCGCGCCGUUCGGCCGUCGCCUCGUCGAUCGUCUCACCAAGGGCAUCGCGCCGAGGCCGACCGCGCCGGCCGCACACCCCGAGUCGUGGACGAUGCCGGUGCGCGACCACUCGGACGAGCCGGCGCCUGCACGUCGUAUGGGGCGCCGUCGCGGCUCCUUCUCGAGCCUGCUCGGCGUCGGUACCGCGAGCGCAGACGGACACGGCGCCGCGACGAGCGCACCCAAGAAGAUCCUCGGCAUGAGCCUGCCGUCGGGCCGCAGGAGCGACGACCUGCUCACGAGCGGCCGGGGCGGCGGGAAGGAGCGCGCCGACGACGGGCCGACCGCCGCACCUGAUGCGCAGCGGCCGCUCAACCAGGGCGCGAGGAGGAGCUUCGACCUGCUCAAGGACCGUGUGGCGGUCGCGAGGAGGCCGAGCACCGACAACCUGAUCAGCCUCGCGACCGCCAAGCUGUCGUCCCUCGCCGUCUCGAGCCCGGGCGCCGACAUCUCGACCGCCUCGCCGUCGGCCGAGCCGUCCACCGUCGAGUCGGCGCAGCCCUCGACAGUGUCCUCGGGCACGUCCACGCCCGACGACGACGACGACUCGACCAGGCGCGACAAGGCCGACACGACCAUCGAGAUCGCCGCCGUCGUUCGACUGCCCGAGGCGAGCCCGGUCCUGCAACCUGCGCCCGAGGCGCCCGCCCCCGAGCUGCGACCCUCGACGCCUCGACUACUCGCUCGCUCCGACAGCCUGAAAGGCCGACGACCUCUUGCGCCGGCGGCGGCAUCGGCGCCCGCCAUGCCGGCACGCCCACCCGUCCCGUCGACCGAGCCCGUCUCGGCGCCACGACCAAGCGCGCCCGCACCUGCACCUCCACGUCCAGCACCGCCCGUCGUCCCGAUCUGGCGACGGUCGUCCGUCCAGCAGCAGGGCGUCGUCCCGCUCGAGAAGCGCAUGACGCGCGCGUGGCUCGAACUCGAGGACGCCCUUGAAGCGUACUGCUCGCCGACGCACGACCGGGUCGCCAUUCUGAAAGGUGUCCUCCUGCCGUUCCUGUGGCACGAGGAGGAGAAGCCGAGCCCAAAGGCCCACGACUCGCUCUCGCGCCGCCACCGCCGGGUCCUGUUCGGGUGGAUGGACGUCCUCAUGACCGAGCUGGAGAAGGUUCAAGAGCGGCACCGCGGUACCUGCCUCGAGAGCCUUGCCGCGCUCGCCGAGAGCCACCUCGUCUCGUACGGCGCGCUCGAGGACGACCCGGAGGGCCAGCGGUGCUACCGCUCGUCCCUCUUGCACAUGCUCGGCUACGCCGUUGAGAAGCUCGACCACAAAGCCGUCUACGCCAACAUCCUCACUUUCUCGAGUCGGGUCCUCGCGCUCGCCUUCUUCCGCAUCGAUGGCGUCGCCCUCAAGCUUCUUCGUGCGCUCCCGCCUGUCAAGCAGCAAGGGCUGAGGCGCAUCAUGGGCGAGGCAGGCGUCGACGAGAACAACUUGCCGCCGGUCGACGAGCGUGCCUACCCUGUCCACCUGUCCAACCUGUGCUUGCGCGACUACCGAGCCUACGCGGCGCUCCUCGUGUCGCCGAACCGGCCGACCGACGCCGUCGACGUCCUCAUCGACGAGGACGACAUCAAGAUCGAAAUGACGGGCAACUGGCUCGUCCGCUGGAAGGCGUCCGACUCGGACCUGUCGUACAACUUCUACCGCGCCUACCACCGCCAGCUCGCCGACUAUCUCCUCCCCUCAUCCCUGCGCGCGAGCACGGCCGACCUCGACUUCCUCCCGGCCUCGGUCGUCGUCACGGCGCCGGGCUACCUGUUCCUCGCGGCCUCGCUCCUCGAGAAGAUCGACUCGCUCGUGCACCGCAGCCUGCGCACCUUCACGUCGCUGGGCCCGGCGUCGAGCAACUUCAACACGAACGAUUCGGCCAACCUGUCGUUCGGGCAGAAGCCCAAGGUCCUUGAGCACGCGCAGCGCCGUGUCGUCACGACCCUGGUCGAGAUCGUCGGCGGCUCCGAGUCCGCCCUCACGUCCGAGGAGCGCUCCCUCGACGCCGUCGCUCGGCGAUACGUGUUCGGCGGCAUGCUCCAGGUCUGGGUCCGGGCCUGCGUCAAGCGCACGUCGCUGUGGGACGUCCGCGGCGUGUACCUCGUCGCCGACCUCAUCGAGAGCCUCCUGUACAAGCUCGCGUACUGCGGCGGCGACGAGGAGGCCCCGCUCCUGCCCGACGAGCGCAGCCUGCGCCUGUUCGACCUCCCUUUCCUGUUCGGCACCGUCCGCGUCAUUCUCGAGCAAGCCGACAACACGGUCACCAUCAUGCGCACGAUCGCGCUCGUCUACGCCAACUUUGACGCCUUCACUACGAGCCCGGCGCACCGCACCGAGCUCUGCGAGAAGGUCAUCCUCGACGAGAACCUGUUCCGCCGGCUGCUGCUCCACUGGAACUCGAGCGUGCGCAACUACUGGAUCCGCCUGCUCGUCUGGCGCCUGUCCCGCCUCGGCAAGGCCGCUCAAGAGCAGCACCCGGACCGUCGCCCGGACGCCGACAUCGUCGCCCUGUUCAGCCUCCUCAACGUCCGCCUCGAGGCGGUGCGCAAGCGGCACGACGAGCUCGAGCCGAGGGCCAACUUUGCCGACGACAGCACGCUGUUCCGGCCCAAGCGCUCGACCAUCUGCUCGACGCGUGGCGUCAACGAGGCGCCCUGGACCGUCGGCGCUCUUGGUGGCGCCGUCGAGGAGGAGUCGGACGACGAGGACGACAACGCGCAAGAGCUCGUGCGCUCGACGCCGCCGUCCAAGGGCGAGGGCGCCGUCAAGAGCGGCCGCAAGCAGGACCUCAAGACGGUCGCCAAGGUCGUCUCGUGGCUCAAGGGCGGGCUCGGCAAGAAGCAGGACAAGGGCUCGCGUAUCUCGUCCGACGACACGCCCGUCGACCCGUUCCUCGUCGAGCAGAGCGACCCGGCGCGCUCGAGCACGUCGACCGACCGCCAGCACCAGGGCCCGGCGCCGCUCCCGACAACGGUCGAGACGGGCUGUGUCCCUACGCCUGCAUCUCGCGGCCCGCACACGCCUGAUGCGCCGACGCAGUACUACGCUCGUGCGUCGGCGUCCUCGUCGUCGAGCGGACGGCGACCUCGGCCCAAGUCGGGCCGCGCAGAGCGCCGUCGGUCGCUCAACCCGGCCUUCUUCGCCUUCGAUUUCGACAAUGCAGUCGUCGCACGCACCGACGUCGACCCGACCGUCGCCUCGUCGGGCCUGUCGGCCGCCUCGGUCUCGAGCGGCGACACUGCGUUCCCGUCGGCGCCCAUCCGCCCGCGCCAGCCUGGCGGUCCUGCUGCGGCGCUGUCGCCGCGCGUCUCGCUGCGGUUCUCGAAGCGCAUCUCGAUCCUCCCGCCGGCAGCGCUCGACCUCCUCAAGGAGGCGCACGGCUCGGAGCCCGUGCCGCCCAUCCCUGCGCGGUACCGCGACAGCGUCGAGGCCGGGUACGAGCGACACCUGCACACGUACGCCGUCCUCGGCCUGCGCGACUACGAGGACGCGCUCGACGAGUGGACGGUCUGGACGGCGCAGCUCGACGAGGAGGAGGGCGAGGGUCGGGCCACCGUCGACGUCGUCCCUCGCCUCGCCGUCUCAUGGCCGCUCUCUGGCUCCGAGGAGUGAGCGUGUACCUGUACUUUGUCGCGCACGCUCCGGCCGCCGACCCGCACCUGUCCCUGUUCCCGUCUUUCUUCCUUAGCAUCCCUUCGUCGUCGUUAUCGCUGUCGUGCAACCGAGGUUCUCGCUG
Rhodotorula graminis WP1 is the source of this 6505-nucleotide messenger RNA. RefSeq lists its product as uncharacterized. NCBI's taxonomy places the organism in Eukaryota, Fungi, Basidiomycota, Microbotryomycetes, Sporidiobolales, Sporidiobolaceae. The record is from RefSeq and is a predicted model, not a curated record. The transcript has 12 exons. The coding region runs from base 1 to 6381 and encodes 2126 amino acids.